UUGCAGACCCUCACCGAAGUGGUCACCCAUCAGCUGAACAAAAUCCCAAUCAUCAAGGGUAAUUUCGACAGCUUGCCGGCGAAAGUGAAGCAUUUCGUAGCCGAAAAAGCGGAUCUGAUGCAGCCGCGCGCAAUCUACAUCUGUGAUGGUUCGGAGUGCGAAUACAAAGAGCUGAUCGGCGAAUGCCUGGAAACAGGUGUGCUCACGCCACUGAAGGCCUACGAGAACAACUACCUCUGUCGCACCGAUCCUCGUGAUGUGGCCCGUGUUGAAUCGAAAACGUGGAUGGUCACACCGGAGAAGUACGACUCAGUCUGUCACACGCCGGAGGGAGUGAAAACGAUCAUGGGCCAGUGGAUGUCGCCGGAGCAAUUCGGCAAAGAACUGGAUGACCGUUUUCCGGGCUGCAUGGCUGGGCGUACGCUGUAUGUGGUGCCGUUUUCGAUGGGCCCGGUCGGCGGUCCACUCUCCAAAAUUGGCAUCGAACUUACCGAUUCCACGUACGUGGUGCUGUGCAUGAAAAUAAUGACACGAAUGGGUGACCCAGUGUUGAAGGAACUGCAUAAAUCAGGCGGUGAUUUUGUGCGCUGCAUCCAUUCGGUGGGACAGCCACGACCUGUUAAAACGAAAGUGAUCAACAACUGGCCAUGCAAUCCGGAGAAGACGCUCAUCUCUCACCGUCCGGCUGAGCGCGAAAUCUGGUCGUUCGGUUCGGGCUAUGGUGGCAAUUCACUUUUGGGCAAAAAAUGCUUCGCCCUUCGUAUUGCCAUGAACAUCGGCUACGAUGAGGGCUGGAUGGCCGAGCAUAUGCUUAUUAUGGGUAUCACAAGCCCACAGGGAAAGGAGCGUUUCGUUUGUGCCGCAUUCCCAUCAGCGUGCGGUAAAACGAAUUUGGCAAUGCUUGAGCCGGCCAUACCCGGAUGGAAAGUGCGCGUUGUCGGUGAUGAUAUCGCGUGGAUGAAAUUCGGUGCUGACGGGCGUCUGUAUGCAAUCAACCCGGAAGCUGGAUUUUUCGGCAAAGUUGAUAUGAUUGACUGGCUUGGGAAGCCGUGGCAUCUUGGAGAUCCGAGCAAAGCGGCGCACCCGAACUCACGAUUCACUGCACCGGCAGGGCAGUGCCCGAUCAUCCAUCCGGACUGGGAGAAGCCCGAGGGCGUGCCCGUUGAUGCUAUCAUUUUCGGAGGUCGAAGACCUGAGGGCGUUCCACUUGUGUUCGAAUCACGCAACUGGGUUCACGGCAUUUUUGUUGGCGCCUGUGUGAAAUCUGAGGCCACUGCUGCAGCCGAACAUGCAGGUAAGCAAAUCAUGCACGACCCAAUGGCCAUGCGACCAUUUAUGGGAUACAACUUUGGCCGUUAUAUGCGCCACUGGAUGAAACUUGGACAGCCUCCACACAAGGUGCCCAAGAUCUUCCACGUUAACUGGUUCCGAACGACUUCCGAUGGAAAGUUCUUGUGGCCUGGAUAUGGCGAUAACAUCCGUGUCUUGGAUUGGGUCUUGAGACGUUGCGAUGGUGACCAGAGCAUUGCUGUUGAGUCGCCAAUAGGCUAUCUACCGAAGGAGGGUUCGAUCAAUUUGGAUGGUCUUCCGAGUGUGAACUGGGCAGAACUGAUGUCCUUGCCCAAAAAGUACUGGUUGGAGGAUAUGGAAGAAACAAAGCAGUUCUUCGCGCAACAGAUUGGCUCGGAUCUUCCGCCCGAAAUUGCAAAGGAGCUCGACGAUCAAACCGAGAGAAUUAAAGCAAUGCCGUGA
This is a messenger RNA of Gongylonema pulchrum, 1752 nucleotides long. NCBI's taxonomy places the organism in Eukaryota, Metazoa, Nematoda, Chromadorea, Rhabditida, Gongylonematidae. The record is from the annotation of a GenBank genome assembly.